UUUAGUAAACGUGAUUUUGUCAAGUGUAGUAGAUGGUGCUAGACUUGAUCAUUGCUAGGAUGUGUCAAUCAUUUUGGGAUGAUUAACAUGACGCACACAAAACAACUCUAUGAACAUCAUAAAUAGCCGAAAUAAAUCGGGGACACUAUUUUAAGUGCUCUAUGGUGUCCCUGAUAAUAUCAAUCAUGGAAACAGGGGAAAGACAACAUUUAUCUUAUUGUGGACCAUUCAAUCCCCUGCCUCAGUUGUCGGCUCGUGCCAGGGACUUUUCUAUCGAUGCCCUGAUUUCGGGGUCACAGAGCACCAACACAAGUCUCGUAUCGAGCGAUGAAAGCGAUGAGUCUUUAUUGGAUCGAGAUUCUCCACUUCAUCACGAAGCUAUAUCACCUUUAGAGAAACUGGUAGAAAGAACCACGAGUCCCGGUCAGUUGCUAGAGGCUGUGGCUAACUCGAAAUGCAUUCUACAGACGGAGAAAAGCGAUCGUAGUUCACCUUCAGAUGAUGAGUCACCCAAACCGUCAGACAUUUCGACGACGGGUGCCUGUUCCGAUGGCGAACAGGGCACAGAUUCCAAAUCCGACCACGGAAAGGACACUCCCGACAAUCCGAAAAUGGUCGGAAAGUGCAACUGCGAGCAACUAAUGAGAAUCGACGCGCAAUUGGAAACUAAAGACCUGUGGGAGAAAUUCCACGAAUUGGGUACAGAAAUGAUCAUCACUAAAACGGGAAGGAGAAUGUUUCCAACGCUGAGAAUAUCGUUUAGCGGAGUGGAGAGCCACACCAAAUAUGCAGUGCUACUGGAUAUCGUGCCCAUAGACAAUAAGAGGUAUCGUUAUGCCUAUCAUCGAUCAUCGUGGCUAGUGGCAGGCAAAGCAGAUCCCCCCUCUCCUGCUCGCCUCUACCUCCAUCCCGACUCUCCUUUCACAGGAGACCAACUUCGCAAGCAAGUUGUGUCUUUUGAGAAAGUAAAACUGACAAAUAAUGAGAUGGAUAAACAAGGGCAUAUAGUGCUUAACUCAAUGCACAAGUACCAGCCAAGAAUCCAUCUCAUCCGACUUCGAUCCGAUAGUUCGAGUCCGCCCUUGAUUACCGACUUGGAAGCAGAAUUAUAUAGAACUUAUAUCUUCCCAGAAACGGUUUUUACUGCAGUUACAGCAUAUCAAAAUCAACUGAUUACAAAGUUAAAAAUCGACAGUAAUCCAUUUGCCAAAGGUUUUCGAGAUUCUUCACGACUCACUGAUCUGGAGAGGGAAUCCGUUGAAACUUUAUUAAGAGAACAUGCUUUUCGACAUUCUCCGUUUAGAGCUUUGGUCACUGGAGAUUUAACUGCUGAACCUACUUUGGCAGGGACUUCAGGAUUGACUCGUCUCCCAACUAACAGCGAGUUACUUCUAAUGGCCAGUCAAGGAGCGGUACCUUGGAAAUUUCCUCAUGUGCCUGCAUUAAGUGUAGCCGAUUUGUCAUCAAUAAUGUCAUCCCAUCCCCAAACUGCUGCUAAUUUUGCUAGCUUCUAUUUUGGACUUCCUCGGACAUUUAUUCCACCUUUAUCGUUAUUAAAUACUAACAACGGAUCCUCUCCUACAGAACCAGGAACAUCGUCGUCGUCGGGUACAUAUAACAGAUCUUAUCCUGGUCUUCCAACAGGAUCAAAUUUGUACGCAUCUCGUUUACAUCUAGGAGGGAUUUAUCCUGGACUAAGGUUUCAUCCUUAUCUACAACCUCGACUUUUACAACCGUCUUCUUCCAAAUCUUCUUUAGAUUCCUCCGAAUGCGAUGGACUAGCGCCUCAAGUUUGAUCUUAGAGUUCCUAGAGGCGUCAUUAAUCUUCCUGGAUUAUGGAUAUUUGUAUAUUUGAAACGACAUUCCAGUAAAAUCGAUUGUACAUAUAUAUAAAUAUAUACAGUAUAUACUAGAGGGUUUGGUGAUUUUUGGCAGGAAUGGUCCUCCGGUUAAGCUUCUUUGCAUAGCUCACACUAGUCCAGGUUUAUCGCGUUUGUGAACUUUGAAAAAGUGCAAUAUGGUGUUGGAAUUUAUUUUAAAAUAUUAAAACACUGGUACAUAUCUUAAAUGAUUUUUUUUUAUCUCGUGAAAAUUCUAUCUUAUCCAAAUUGUACAUAGGCCUAUAUAUAAUUUUCUUCUUUAAGAAUUGUAAUGCUUACUACCUCACUUCUCUGACAUAUCCCUCAAAACAUUUGAAGGAAAUUUUGGUUAGAAUUGUAUUGUUUCACAAACAGAAAGACAAAA
Centruroides sculpturatus (bark scorpion) is the source of this 2244-nucleotide messenger RNA. RefSeq names its product T-box transcription factor TBX20-like. The coding region runs from base 162 to 1796 and encodes 544 amino acids. Gene Ontology annotation, cellular component: nucleus. The record is from RefSeq and is a predicted model, not a curated record. Gene Ontology annotation, biological process: cell fate specification; positive regulation of DNA-templated transcription; regulation of transcription by RNA polymerase II. The transcript has 7 exons. NCBI's taxonomy places the organism in Eukaryota, Metazoa, Arthropoda, Arachnida, Scorpiones, Buthidae. Gene Ontology annotation, molecular function: DNA-binding transcription factor activity, RNA polymerase II-specific; RNA polymerase II cis-regulatory region sequence-specific DNA binding.